CCUGUGCCGGGUGGGCGUGUCCCGUCCUGGUCAGCCUGUGCAGGGUGGGCGUGUCCCGUCCUGGUCAGCCUGUGCAGGGUGGGCGUGUCCCGUCCUCGUCAGCCUGUGCAGGGUGGGCGUGUCCCGUCCUGGUCAGGCUGGGCCUGGGUGGGCGUGUCCCGUCCUGGUCAGGCUGGGCCUGGGUGGGCGUGUCCCUGGCAGCCCCGCUGACGGGCCCCAACACUAGCAUCGAGUACUGGUUCCGGUGCAUGGACCUGGACGGGGACGGGGCGCUGUCCAUGUUCGAGCUGGAGUACUUCUACGAGGAGCAGUGCCGCAGGCUGGACAGCAUGGCCAUCGAGGCCCUGCCCUUCGAGGACUGCCUGUGCCAGAUGCUAGACCUGGUCAAGCCGCAGAGCGAAGGCAAGAUCACCCUGCGCGACCUCAAGCAGUGCAAGGUGGCCAACGUCUUCUUCGACACCUUCUUCAACAUCGAGAAGUACCUGGGCCACGAGCAGAAAGAGCAGGCCUCCCUGCUGCGGGAGAGCGACAGCGAGGGCCCCGAGCUGUCCGACUGGGAGAAGUACGCCGCGGAGGAGUACGACAUCCUGGUGGCCGAGGAGGCCGCGGGGGAGCCCUGGGACGACGGGUACGAGGGGGAGCUCAGCCCUGUGGACCAGAAGCUGAGCGCGCUGCGGUCCCCGCUGGCCCAGAGGCCCUUCUUCGAGGUGCCCACCCCGCUGGGCGACGUUGACCUGUACGAGUACGCGUGUGGCGACGACGACCUGCAGCCCUUGUGAGGCCCUCGCGGCCGUCCCCAGCGGCCGGGUUGGCUAACUGUCCUGUCGUGGACACCGAGUGCGUUUGUACGGAGUGAUGAUGUUUAUUUAUUCACCGCGGAGGUCGUCAAGGGUUAUUGACGGCGCACGCACGUCCCCACCGCCCGAGGGACUGACACUCGUCCAAGAACUCCAGGCCGCCGGCGCGGACGCUGGCCAGGGUCAGCCGCGGGGCGCCCGGGUGCGCACCCCGGACGGCGCCCCUCCCCGCGCCCUGACGCCGCCUGCGCGCUGAGCGCCCCUCCCCCAGCGUGUGGGUCGCGAACAUUCCGCGCGCACCGCGGGUGCGGUCACGCGCGCACACGGGCGUGCAAAGACGACUUCAUCUGCUGUGCAGCGCAGCUUACCAUGUGGUACGCGGCCACGUUUGUAUUUUUGAAUAAAGAGUUUAAGGAUUUUCAGCC
Molecule: messenger RNA, 1222 nt
Organism: Marmota flaviventris (yellow-bellied marmot)
Lineage: Eukaryota; Metazoa; Chordata; Mammalia; Rodentia; Sciuridae
Source: RefSeq, a predicted model, not a curated record